Cooperia oncophora is the source of this 765-nucleotide messenger RNA. NCBI's taxonomy places the organism in Eukaryota, Metazoa, Nematoda, Chromadorea, Rhabditida, Trichostrongylidae. The record is from the annotation of a GenBank genome assembly.
AUGAGGCAUUCCAGACCCAGUGAGGAGGUUCGGAAUGGUGGGACUAGGGGUCACGCUGAAAGAGAACAGGGAGGUCGUAGCGAAGGAGGCAGCGAUAGAAGAAGAUGCUACAACUGCCAGCAGAUAGGGCAUAUUGGGAAGGAUUGUCCACGGAGGAGACCCCGCGUUAACCAGAUAGUGGAUACGUCCAACAAUACGACAAGUGAGUCGGAAGAGAACCGUAAAAACAUGACAGGGUUGAUCAAGAGUGCGCGGAGCCUUGGCAUAAGAGCCAACGGCGACAUGAGUGGACCCUUAAUAGGUGAGAUAUGCUCAGCAUGGGUCAACAUGUUGUCGGCUCGGGUGCGCGCCGUGCUUGAUACGGGUUCAAUGAUUAGCAUAGUACCAAUAGCUGUGCUGGCACAGGCACAAAGAAGUGGCUUUGACGUGGACAGUUUAGAGAUGAUUUCUAAUUCAGACAUGGUUCCAGUGUAUGACGCAUCAGGUAAUCGCAUGGAGUUCAUGGGAGCUGUGAAGAUUACAGUAGAAUUAGAAGGAGGUAGAAAAGCCAAAGUGUCUUUCCACAUUAUGGAUGUCAAUGAAAAAGAGAUAUUACUGGGUACAAACUCCUUAGACCAGUUAGGCGUGAACGUGCAUAUAUCACCAGAGCUAGAUCCGGAUAAGGACAGGGUGUCCUCAAGAAAGGUAAUAGUAGCCAGGAGGGCGUACAUUACCCCGCAUAGUGCAGCGAUUGUGUCGGCUCGAUGUGAGGGGCACGGUUAUUGA